Epithele typhae is the source of this 417-nucleotide messenger RNA. Its product is annotated as histone-fold-containing protein. The transcript is spliced from 4 exons. The record is from RefSeq and is a predicted model, not a curated record. Gene Ontology annotation, cellular component: nucleosome. Gene Ontology annotation, molecular function: DNA binding; protein heterodimerization activity; structural constituent of chromatin. The coding region runs from base 1 to 417 and encodes 138 amino acids. NCBI's taxonomy places the organism in Eukaryota, Fungi, Basidiomycota, Agaricomycetes, Polyporales, Epitheliaceae.
AUGUCUGGCAAGGGCAGCGGCAAGUCCAAGUCUGGCAAGGCCUCCGGCGAAGCCUCCUCGAAGUCGCAGUCUCGCUCUGCGAAGGCGGGGCUCCAGUUCCCCGUCGGUCGUGUCCACCGUCUGCUGAAGAAAGGCAACUACGCUCAGCGUGUCGGUGCUGGUGCUCCGGUUUACCUCGCCGCCGUCCUUGAAUACCUUGCGGCGGAGAUUCUCGAGCUCGCGGGUAACGCGGCGCGUGAUAACAAGAAGCAGCGCAUUGUUCCCCGUCACUUGCAGCUUGCCAUUCGGAACGACGAAGAGCUCAACAAGCUCCUCGGUAACGUCGUCAUCUCGCAGGGCGGUGUUGUACCAUUCAUCAACCCCGAGCUCCUGCCCAGCAAGACACAAAAGGGCAAGAAGGACAGCCAGGAGGUUUAG